GCCGGGUCCGCGUCGGGGGCUGAGGCGGUGGGAGGGGGGAAGAUGGCGGCGCCCGUCCUGCUGCGAGUGUCGGUGCCGCGCUGGGAGCGGGUGGCCCGCUACGUGGUGUGCGCGGCCGGCAUCCUGCUCUCGCUCUACGCCUGCCACCUGGAGCGGGAGAAGGGCCUGGACCUCCACUACCGGGCCCUGUGUGACAUCAGCGAGCGGGUCCGCUGCUCCGCCGCCAUCGCCUCCCGAUGGGGUCGAGGAUUUGGUCUGUUGGGUUCCAUCUUUGGAAAGGACAGUGCAAUAAAUCAGCCAAACAGUGUCUUUGGACUUGUAUUUUAUAUUCUACAAAUGUUACUUGGUAUGACAGCAAGUGCAGUAGCAGCUCUAAUCCUCAUGACAUCCUCCAUAGUGUCAGUAGUAGGGUCAUUGUACCUGGCAUACAUUCUGUACUUUGUGCUGAAGGAAUUUUGCAUUAUAUGCGUCAUCACAUAUUUGCUGAACUUCAUUCUCUUUAUCAUCAACUACAAACGACUAGUUUACUUGAAUGAGGCCUGGAAACGGCAACUCCAACCCAAACAGGAAUAACACAUGUUUGAACUUUUGACUGAUAGUCUGAAGAUCUGACUUCCAUUUAAGUUUAUUUUGCAGUAAUUUUUUAUUUUUCAUAUCAGACACUUUUCCCAAGAAUCAUAACUGAUAUUUUUAAUAACUGUAAAUUGGAAGGGGCCCUAGAUAAUUUCUGUGCUAAUCUUCAAUUUAAAUAUGGCUACAAAAGAGAAAGCUCUAAUACAAUCAAAGACAAGCUUUAACUUUACUUUGAAGAAAUUUCUUAGCCACACAAAAUCUAGACUCCUCGCAACUUGUAAAGUGGGUAACGCUAGAAAAUAUCCUGUGUAUAAAUUCAACUUCAGAUAUGACGAGAUGUGAUCAUGACAUUUAAAUAUCCUAGAAUAGAGGUACCAUAUUUAAUGUUGCCAUGUUUACAGUAUGUGUAUUACAUUUUUAGCAGAUGGACUUAAACAUGUAGAUUUGACUAAAAUAUGAUACUGUAAAUAACUAGAAAUAUUGGAUCCAUUCCUGCAAAACUCUCACUGUACAGUCAAUUUUGGUAGUGUAGCAACUUUAAGAAUGUUCAGCUUAUAGCUGAUUGAUUGAAAUAAUGGAAGGAAUGAGCCCAUAUAGUGUCUUGUGAGGAGCACUAGUAGUAGUGAGUGCAGCAACACAAGUGAUGGUUACCUUUGCUCCAUCUUUUUUCCCUAUUAGUGAAAAUGGAAUUAAAGCUAAAACUUCAGGUACAUCCAGUAAUGAAAUUGGGAUUUAAUAUCCGUACAAAAUGAAGACUGUUUAAUAUGGCCUGCAAAAAGCCACCAUUGGGAAAUUAAUACGCAGGCGGGGGUAUUCUGAAACUAGAGAAAUCUCUUAUAUAAGAUAUUUGAGUAUCACUUCUUGGAAUGGCUUAAUUUUCAUGCAGAUCUGUUUUUCAUUUUAAACUGGUGUCAGACAGCCCAAUACAGUGUUACCAACAACAAUCUGACAUUACAUUGAAGGCUGCAAAAUAGAAUUGUAAUUUACAGUGGGUACCAGAGACUUACUGGGCUAGCUGAGUAAUGCACUGACUAAACAGAAAUUUCACUGAUCUUUUUCAGGAUCUUUGAUUUGUGUUAUAUUUAGAAAUGAACUUUAGAACUGACACGUAUUGGCCUUUCAAGGGGCCUUAUCUGUUUGAAUGGGAUAAGUAGGUACAUGUGCUCUUGAAAAUGAAACACUAGUGCUAUCAUUGCUCUUUCUAAUAACUAUUUUUAAAAAGUAAACAAAAUCGUAAACAGUGUUUCUACACUCAAUAUCCUGAAGUAGAAUGUUGAAAGUGCCUUCUGUCUUAAAUUCUUAAACCAAAUAUUGUGUGUGUUGAACUUGGCAGGCAGAAGUGUCCUUGCUCUUUAACAAAUAAACUUGCAGUAUGUAGAAAAGUAUUCUAUGGUCCAUUUUAGUCCUUAGAAUGAGAAGUGGUAGCAAUAUUAUUGGUUCCUUAAGACAAUUUGUUAAACAGACAUGUAGGGUUGAUAAUCUGAUACUUCAUUUACCCUCAAACAAGUUAAUACUGUAUUCUCUGAAACUCGAUGAAUCCAAAAUACAUUGAUUCAACAGUUUCCAAUAGCUGGUGCCAUGCUUUUUCUGCCCUCAUGUCAGCUAGAUUGAACUAGAUCUUUUAAAUAAUACAUCUUCAGAUUUAGAAGCAAGGUUAGUUGAUUCUACUAAAUGUGAGUCUACUUAAGGGACACUAUUCUUACGUGUUGUACUGUAAAAUGAAUUAAAAACACUAAAGUGUUGAAAAUAAACUUAACUAUGAAAGUAUGAUGUAUAAUAGCGAUGAUAGAUAUUUAGGAUGAAUUCACAACAGUAUUUAAAUUUACUGUUGAGGUAAAUUUCUGGUUCUUACCCUGGAUGUAGGUGGAGAUUGAUUUAUGGAUGGAGUUCUAUGGUAUGAGUAACAUCUGUUACAUGUUACACUAAACAACUUGUCUCUUUUGUCUAACAACUCUAGACAGUGUAUUCAUUAAAUACAUUUUGUAUUGACUGGAGUAGAGCUAAAGCUUGUCUUGAUGUUUAGUUCUCUCUCAAAUGCCUUGAACUUUGACAUGAGCAACUUUAAACUGGGUACCUCAAAGCUUUACCCUCCCCUGGCUCAAGGUUUGGGGAAAUACCACUGUUGAAUCUGUUGUAUGGAUUUAUUUUGAUACAUUCAUGUGAUCUGCUACACUAAGGCAUCUCUUCAAUGAAAGAAAAGGUGAACAUGUGCUGCUUGAAAUGAUUAGUCACAAUGCUAAUAUCUGAGAAUAAGCAGUAGUGGAGACAAGUAUAAUAAGUAUUAUUUGGUCUAAUUAAUGAGCUAAUGCAUAAAAGCCCUCAAACCAAAAACCAUCCCCUGAAAAUAUAGGUGUUGACGAUCUUCACUGUGUCCCUGUGCUUAACUGUGUGGGCAUAGUCUGUAACUUCAAAGUUUGUUCAGCAGAAUCAUCCAGGGCCAGAUUUGCAAAAGGCACCCGCCUGCAGCCCCCGUUUGUGUGUAUAUCAGGCUUUGCCUCCAUAAGAGUUUGCCACGGUGCUGUGUGCGCACACUUGCAAAUCUGACCCUUAAUUUUAAAUCUUUUUCUGGUGUGCUUUUCUAGUGUUUACUUUAUAAUUCAUCCUAACAUGGAAAUAACACUUGCUAGAAAUGACCCCUUCCUCCUCUUGUGUUUCUCUUUUGUGUCAGAGAAAAUGCAAUUUGUGUGAAUAAAGGGCAAAACAAUUAGAUUCUUGGUAGAAACAGCCCAUUCUUGACCUCUCUUCUUUACUGCUGCCAAUGAGAGACAGCAUUUUUCUUCCAGUAAAACAGCUCAGGUCAUAAUUAGUAAUGUGCCAGGUAUCAGGCUAGUACUUACUCCCUUCCCCCCGCCCCUCAACCAGAGUAAAUGUCAUGCCAAAUGUACUGAAAUCUGCUAAUUUGAGCAUUUUCAAAUUAAAGGUAACUUCUGGUAAACUUUCAUGGAAAGAUUGGGGUACAAGAAUAAGGCAAAAUGCUAGCAAAUAAUAUCCAGACUUAAAAAACAAACAAAAAACUGUCUCCAUCCCAACUGUGACUUCAGCACUCAUAAAAUUUUGUGCUUUCUUCAAAACAUAAAAAUUCUUCAAAAUUUGGACUUCUACCCUUUCAGGCUUUGGAGGGUGAUAAGAGGAGAGGGAAAGGAAUCAAAUCCCAAGACUUGCUUAGAAAGCAAACAUUCCUGAAAAGGCUUCUUACUGUAAGAUAUUUGCUACAAGAAGGCCAAUGAAACAUUUCCUACUACUUUAAGUAUCAGAGGUGAGAACAAAUCUCUCCAUUUAGAGGAGAGAAAUGUCUGUAUGCUGUAGUACUUGUCUUCUACUGUACUAAGUCUCUAAUAGGUCUUGAUUGGUCAAAACGGUUGGUUAGGUGCUUCAGGAGGCAAGCGUGGCUCCUAAUUUGUUUGAACUAAACUUAAAUAAACAAUCUGAUAAAACUUGACUUUGGUUCAGCCAACAUUGUUUAAACAUGAUCUAGACAAAACUAGUCCAAAAAAAGUGAAGUAUUCUGUUACCGUAAAACUGUAUUAAGCAUGGCCUAAAUAUUAGGUGUGUGUUCUGUAUAGUAUGUUCCAUCUAAUAUUUAUUACUAGUGCUUUAAACUCCAGAGUAAACAUCCAUUUAAAGUGGAGUCAUUGGGCAGAUGUUCCUUUUAUCAGUAUAGGUUGAGAUACUCUAUAUCAGAGGUUUAGAAUACAAUUUUGCUAACAGGUAAAGAAAACCAAUGUAAAUAUAUAAGAAUGUUUAUUUGUUGCACAACUUUUUUUGGUAUAAAAAAAUAAAUAUAGAAAUGACCUGUGGACGUCUUGCUGCAAUCAUUCUUAUACUGCACUAGUGCAGUUCAAACAAAGAGCUUGAAUGAACCCAAUCAGAGGCCUUUUUGGACUCAGUCUGAGCCUUAGAAACUGUUUUUAAAGCCAGUACUGUAAUCUUGUUUGUAGAAAUGUACUCAGUUGUGAUUUUUUUUCAAAAGAAGAUGUAUGUUAACAGUAGAAAGUUGAAGCAUUGAGUCCCCAGAGAUACUAGUGCAGAAAAUUCCUGUAGCUUCAUGUAUUGCUGAAUGUUGUGUGCACAUGGGUACGUAAAGGUUGAGCACCAUUGACUUGAGGAUUUACUGUUUACAGUUCUUCAAGCAACAUGCAGACAUGUUCCGAAGUAUGUUACUUUAAUCACUUUUGUUAGGCCUAAAGAUCUGCUUUAACUCCACUCUGACAAUGUCUCAGUAUUCUAAACCUGCAAUAUGUGUUCCCGUUUUUUGUUUAAAUUUGAAACGAGCUGUGGAGAACUUAAGCAGGAAAUGACUCUCCUUGAUGUGCGUCCUUACCAUACAAAUGAAUGUUGAACCCUUACCAUCUGUCUUGUUGGAGUGAACAAAGUGUAGCUUUUUCUACUGAAAUUGCAAAUCCUGUGCAUAUUGUAGGGAUCUAAGUCCUAGUUUGUAAUGCAUUAACCAUGUCAAAUCUGUCUCUGUAUCUUGAUGUGGCAGCUGUUGGUAUGUCAUUCUGUCAGUGUUGAAAUGGGGAAAGAAAAUUAAAGUUUAGAAAUUAAGAAGUUUUUAAA
This is a messenger RNA of Trachemys scripta elegans, 5130 nucleotides long. It is a transcript of the gene VKORC1L1, whose product is annotated as vitamin K epoxide reductase complex subunit 1 like 1. The record is from RefSeq and is a predicted model, not a curated record. The transcript is spliced from 3 exons. Gene Ontology annotation, biological process: peptidyl-glutamic acid carboxylation; vitamin K metabolic process. The coding region runs from base 43 to 573 and encodes 176 amino acids. Lineage: Eukaryota; Metazoa; Chordata; Testudines; Emydidae. Gene Ontology annotation, molecular function: vitamin-K-epoxide reductase (warfarin-sensitive) activity.